GAAUGGGCUGAGGCAGCUGUCACUUAACAUGUGAAUGUUUCGAGGGCGGCCCAGGGGUCUUUAGAAAACUCUCCUUUUUUGCCCCCCACCCCAUUUUUCAAGCAGAAGCAGCAUGGAGUUUCUGAGCCACAGUCAGGCCCAGAGGAGGGGCUUUGUUGAAUGAGAAGGGGGAGAGAGUGAGAGAGAAAAAGCCUGAGGAAGGUAAAGGGGGCACUUUGCCGCCUAGCUGCCUGGUACAGGAGCAACCUGAGCGGCAGCAGCGCUGGUGAGAAUGCCACCGGCGUGUCGUUACAUGGCACAAUCUGGCCUCCAUGCGAAAACUGCUCUUGGCCGGGAACUGUGGGAGUUCAACUGAGCCGUUGGAAUACAUUGUCUCCAUCUGGGCGCACUAUCCCAUCGCCGGCGUUAACAAGGAAGGAAUUCCUCUAUCGCAGCUCCCACAACAAAGAAGAAAGGGAGAGGAGCAGAGCUGGUGGGAGGAGAAGUGAAGUGAAGGGAGGGGAGGGGAGAGGAGGACAUUGUUUGUCUGUGACUGUGGGCAACGGAAAAGCAUGAGUUAUCAGGGCAUGUGAGAGUGUGUUUAGAAAGUGUGUUUGUAUGCGAGCAUGUGUGAAUGAGUGGACUUGAUUGAGUGCGCGUAGGAGGGAGUAUGCAUGUGUGUGAGGAGGCUUCAGUUUGGGAUGUUGGAGCUGGGAGGCCGUUCAAAGGAUGCUCAAACAAAGCUGGAUUUUUUUUUCUCUCUCUCCUUUUUGAAUGGUGAUUGAGGACUAGCUGGAUUCCUUUACUCAUGCUGUUGGGCCCAACUCUGCUCCAGGGUAGCUGAAGGAUCUUCUGCAUGCAUGGCCAAGGGGCCUUACCUCACCUGUUACCUCACUAGCCUCUGGGCUGAAGGAUUAUGGGAAACCUCAUCAGCCGGCCCAGCUGCCUGGGCCAAAAGUCCAAACAUGUGAGGUCAGAUGAGGACUUCCUAAAGGAGUGCUACCAGCGACGAAGAGAGUGGCAGCCCCCAGAGCAACAUGGAGAGGCCAAAAGAGAAGAGACUUUCAAAGACAAAGCCAGGGAGGAUACGGACAAGGGAAAAGAGGUGGAGAGAGACAAAGAAACAGAGGAAAUUGAUCAUAAGAGGGAACAGGGGACUCAUACUCCUAUUUCGGAUAAACCCCUCCACAGCUCUCCUGCCUCGACAAUCAGGAGUACCAGUACUCUGGAAAACGCCUGGCACAGCAGCCCAUCUCCAAUAAAAACAUCCCGAAAUGGGACACUAACAAGGAGGACAGUGCCUCCAGAGUUUGCUAGAUCCCCUCUUGCUCAGUCAGACAGGAGUUCUGCAGAGAGGAGGGCCAGCUUCCAGAGGAGAGACUCUAGAGAAGGAAGCCCCUGGUCCUGGAAGACUGUGGCAUCACGGGAGGUUACAGAGGUCACAGAGGUGACGGAGACGACCGUAACAGAAAUUGUGGAAGUGACAGAGUAUCCAUCGGGAGAUAAAGGAGGAGUCCCCAUAGUUACGAGAACCGUUAGAGUCCUGAAUGGGGUCGCAGAGGAACUUGCUGAGCUCCAAAGUGAUGGACAUUCCAGCUCAGACCAAGAUUCCAGCGUGGAUAGAUGGGGGGGAGCAAGAUCUGUUUUGGCACUGAGGGAUGUGUCUACAGACUCUGAAACAUUUCUCAAAAACCUGGAAGCUUUGCUCACAUGGGUCAGCGAGAUAGAAGAUCUCACAGCCAGUCAGAAACCUCCGUCCUCAGAGGUCAAAGUGGUGAAAGCACAGCUCCAAGAACAAAAGCUGUUGCAGCGCCUCCUCACAGACCGAAGACGUAGUAUGGACUCCAUGAUGUUAGAGGGUCCUCGGCUGGUGGAGGCCCACCCAGGAGAGGAGGGGGAGCAGGCAAAGGUCAAGCUCUCAACCCUCAAACAGAAGUGGGAGGCCUUACAGCUGGAGGCAGAGCAGAGGAGGGCAAGUCUGGAACUCAUUCUGCCCAGGGCAAAGCUGUUCCAGGAGGGAGUAGACAGCUUGCAGCAAUGGUUCAUAUCUGUGGAACAGACUCUAGCUGAACUACGAAGUGCAGAGAGAGUGAUGCUGCACCUCUCAGAGGCAACAGAUCGAGCCAAGGCUGUUGUUGAAGAGAUUCAAGUCAAAACUGCUGAACUAGGGGGAAUACAGAAGUCAGGUCAUGAUCUAAUGGAAGCAAUUUCAGAGGAGGAGGCCCAGCUGGUCCAGGAGAAGGUGGACGCGCUGCGUAUCCGUUGCUCUGUGCUGAGUCUGAGCAGUCUGGACGUGCUGCAGAGGCUGGAGCAAGCUCUAGAGGCCUCCAGUCGUUGCACCUCCAGCCAGGAGGACCUCCACCUGUGGCUGAGUCGUAUAGAGAGGGAGCUCUUAGGGGCCACCGGAGCACAGACACAUGCUGGAGAUGCAGUACUGUGUGCAGCUGAGAGACAGAGGCUGGAACAGGCAGUGGUAAAGGAGAUGGCUUGGUUCAAAGACACAGCGCUCAGUCUUGAAAAGCUGAAAACCAUUAAUCUGGAGCCAGACUUGAUAGCAGAGCAACUCUAUGAGCAGAAGAUCUUAGCAGUGGAGAUUCUGCAACACAGGUUCAACAUUGAGAAGAUGGUGAAGAUUGCUGAAAUCUUGAUGACAUACAGUGAUGAAGGAGACACUGGCGAUCUUCGGACACCAAUAGAGGCCUUACAGGAACAAUGCAACACCACCUCAGCCACAAAUGCCCACGUGGUCCUGCAGCUUGAACAUGCCCAGUCGCUUCUUCUCCAGUUCUCCGAAGGCCUUGCUGAGGUUUCACCUUGGCUUGCAGAAACUCAAACCCUCAUUGGCCAGCUCUCCCUGAGCACAAUUAGCUAUGAAGCAUUUCGGGAACAACAGGACCUCUUACAGGGUCUGAGGGAGUCCAUAGCAGAACACAAACCACUGAUUGCACGCUUAUGCUCUCUGGCAAAACGUUUGUCAGAACUAAACCCCAUUCAAGGGGACCAGUUCUGUCGCAAGGCCACAGAGGCCGAGGAGCAGCACAGAGCCAUCAGAGACCGGGUCAGAGAGACUGCCAAUCUACUCGAGGAGUCCUUGCCUCGAUUUACACAGUUGAAUGAGCGGAUGACUCUUAUCAAAGAGAGUCUUGAUCGCCUCCGCAGUCGCAUACAGACGCCCACCUCACUUCAAGGUCUCACUCCAAGGAUACAGGAGCAGCUGCAGGACAACAAGCAAACCCUGACUGAGUUGUCCAAGCUGGAGCUGGGCCUCACCGGUGUCAAAACACAGGCAGAUGAACUGCUGACUAACACUCAGGCAGCUGGGGAUGGAUCCAUCGGAACAGCAAUUCAGGAGCGAGUGUCCAGCCUGUCUCUGCUGUGGGAUGAGACACACAAUCAGGCCAAGGAGAGGGAAACCUGGUUACUCAAGCUCUUGGAUCUUGCCAUGAAGUUCUGGAGUGAUGUCAGCGAUGUCUCGACGGCUCUCAGUGACGCUCAGCAGGCAGUUGUGGAUCUCAAUGCUAGUCGGACAGACUCUGAAACAAUCCGCCAGAGCCUUGAAACCAUGCAGACUCUCAGGGAGGAUAUAGACAGUUUGCAGGGAGAUCUGGACACCCUUGGCGUUCUGGGAAUGGAUUUGAUGUCAGCAUGUGGGGAUACAGACAAACCAGAUGUCACUAAGUGCCUAGAUGAACUCUAUUGCACGUGGAACAACUUGAGCAAACUGUGGAACGAAUGUCACAAAAAGCUGGAGGAGUCCUUGCAGAUGGCACUUCAUUAUCAAGACACCAUGCAGGGUCUGUUUGAGUGGUUGAAGUCAGCUGAGUUGAGGUCGACAGAGGAGUUCAUGGUAGGAACUGACCUGGAAUCAGUCAAAGAGCAGCUAUGUGAUCUAAAGGAAUUUAAGCGUGAACUUUACCAGAAGAAGAUCGAGAUAGAAAGCCUGAACCAUCGCUUUGUGUGCCGGCUGUCUCCAGGCUCAGAGCGUCCAGGCUCAGUAUCACCGCUGUGUGACUUCAGACAGCGUUGGGACAGUCUGGAGUCAGAAACUGUCAACAGACAGCAUCAGUUGGAGUGUGCUCUGUUGGGUCUGGGUCAGUUCCAAAAUACACUGGAUGAGCUGCACACAUGGCUUUCCCGGACCGCUGAACAACUGCAGGGCGGCCAGCCAAUCAGCAUUGACCUGCAGGCCUGCGAAAUAGAGCUGGCCAAACACAAGGUGUUGAGAAAUGAUGUCAUGUCCCACGUUCGUACUAUGGAGUCCCUCAACCAGGCAGGCAGGGGGCUGCUGGAGGUUGGGUCUGGAGACAGUCCACAUGGUCUGCAGUCUCGGCUCGAGCAUCUCAAUGAAAGCUGGGAGUUUGUCCGCUGUGAGACUGAACGUAGACAACUGGAAUUAGAGAACAGACUGAGUCAGGUACAAGAUGUUACAAUGGAGAUUCAGGAUCUUUUACAGUGGCUGGAGAACACUGACCUGAGACUGUCCUCCUCCAAAACCAUGUGGGGCAUGCCAGAUUCUGCAAAUGAAAGGCUUCAUGCACACCUGGAGUUGUGCAAUGAGAUGGAGUCAAAGCUUCAUGCCUACACAGAUGUGAAGAAUGCCAUUUACAGGAUGCUGGAGGGCAGCAACGUUGUCCGAGGAUCGAGCACUGAGCACAGCUUAUCUAUUCUUGAGCAGAAAUGGGCAUCUGUGUACAGCAAAGUCCAAGAGCGAAAGGCUAAGCUUACUGAGGGACUGAGUCUGGCCAAGGAGUUCCACAGUAGCGUCCAGGAUAUUCUCACUAAGAUGAGCAAGUGUGAAGAGUCUAUCGGGUUUCUUCCUGCUCCCAGCUUUGUUCUAGACUCAGUUUGUACACAACUGCAAGAUCACAGAACACUGGUGAAUGAGGUGAACACUUAUGGUGAGAAGAAGGCCACAGUGGAGAACGCAGGCUGCAGACUAACAGAGCUGAGCAGGAAGGAAGACUGUGAUGUCAUUCAUAACUUGAUCAUGACCGUUCAGGAUCGAUAUAAAAAACUGCAGCAGAGAACUGCAGAAAGAGGCAGGAUGCUGGAGGAUGUUAAAAAGAAUGCUAAACAGUUUAAUGAAUCUUGGCGCCUCUUAGUGGACUGGAUGACUGAAGUGGAACAGACAUUAGACACACACAAGGAGAUUGCAGUGUCCCAUGAAGAGAUUAAGCAACAACUGACAGAACAGAAGGAGUUUCAGAAACUGCUGAGAUCAAAAAGGCCCAUGUAUGAGGCCACUCUAAAGAGCGGCCGCAGCCUCCACGAGAGAGCUCAGACCAGCCAUGAUAGGCAACAUGUGGAGAACCUAAUGGCCGAACUCAAAGACACAUGGGACACCAUCAGCGGCAAGUCUAUGGAGAGACAACAUAAGCUGGAGGAAGCGCUGCUGUUCUCUGGAAGGUUCACUGAUGCUUUGCAGGCGCUGAAUGAUUGGCUGUAUCGAGCAGAGCCCCAGCUAGCUGAAGAUGUUCCUGUCGGUGGAGACAAAGACAUAGUCAACAAUCUCAUAGACAAGCACAAGGCCUUCCAGAAGGAGUUGGGAAAGCGGGCAGGAUGCAUUAGGACCCUGAAGCGCUCUGUGAGGGAUCUGACCAGGAGCAGCACGGCUGACGCUCACUGGCUGCAGGAGCAGAUGGAUGAGCUGGAGGGCCGCUGGGAGGCUGUGUGCAAGCUGUCAGUCAGCAAGCAGGACAGGCUGGAGGCUGCCCUUCAGCAGGCUGAGAAGUUUGAUGGGCUUGUGCACACUUUUAUGGAGCGACUCACUGAGGCAGAGAGAAUACUUAAAUAUGGGGUCAUACCAGAAGAGGAGGAAGGUCUGCUUACCUUCCGCAAACAACACGAGGAGUCACUAGGUGCCUUGCAGGCUCAGGCAGUGGACUUAGAGAGCAUCCAGUGUCUGGGUGAGGAGAUCCUGGGCUCCUGUCACCCAGACUCUAUAAUCACCCUCAAAUCUUGGAUCAGUGUCACUAAGACCCGCUAUGAGGAGGUUCAGACCUGGGCCCAGCAGCAGGGCCAGAAGAUCCAGGCCAGCUUGGCAGCAAUAGAGGCAGAGAGAGAGGAAGUCCAGAGACUGCUGGACUGGAUCUCCUCAGCAGAGGAAGCCCUCAACUUCCGAGACCAAGAGCCCCUGCCUGACACCACGGAGCAACACCAAGAACUUAUCGAGCAGCACAGCGUCUUCAUGGACGAGUUGAAUAAAAAGUUUGCAGAGGUUGAACAUGCCACAAAAACCUGCAAACACAAGAGCAUUUCGAAGCAGCAAGUUUCCCCCAGGAAACGGCCGCUAACGAAGAGGAGGAGCACUCUGAAGCUGCAGCCCGCUGUGCCGCUUCCCCUGGAGCACCUCGACCCCCAGACCCCACAGCUCAGUCAGCUGGUCAGUCAGUGGCAGAAACUUUGGCUCCUGGCGACGGCGAGACAAAACCGCUUGGAACAACAUCUGCAAAUGCUCAAAGAGAUGGAAGAAUUUGCAAACUUCGACUUCAACAUUUGGCGAAAGCGGUACAUACAGUGGAUUAGUCAUUUGAAGUCUCGGAUCUUGGACGUAUUCCGCAGCAUCGACCGGGACCAGGAUGGACGGAUCAGCCAGAAAGAGUUCAUCGAUUAUGUCCUCGCCUCUAAAUUUCCAACCAACUCUCUGGAGAUGAACGCUGUGGCAAACAUCUUCGACCUGAACAGCGACGGCUUCAUUGACUACUAUGAAUUUGUGAGCGCCCUCCAUCCCAGCAGAGAUCCCUACAGGAAAACACUGGAUGCAGAUCAGAUCAAUGAAGAGGUGAGUCGACAGGUAUCGCAGUGCAACUGUCCCAAGAGGUUCCAAGUGGAGCAAAUAAGUGCCAACAGAUACAGAUUUGGAGAUUCUCAACAGUUGCGGAUGGUUCGAAUCCUGCGUAGCACAUUGAUGGUCCGAGUCGGAGGAGGAUGGACUGCUCUCGAUGAGUUCCUGGUCAAGAAUGACCCCUGCAGAGUAAAGGGCCGGACCAACCUGAAGAUCAAAGAGAAGUACUUGUCGCCUGCAGGAAGCACUUCUAAGGGUUUGACUGUCAGCAGGUCCAACUCAAGUCUCAGCCUCUACAGCAGUGCCUCCGCCCCCACCAGCCCCAUGACACGAAAGGCGUUACUCCGCAGGAGUUACUCAGGUGACCGUUGUAUCCGUCCCAGGAGUUCCAUAGCUGCUUUGGGCUCUGAUCUACAGUUUACCACAGCAGGGGAGGACAACUCCUGCUCUCCAUCAGAUGAAGCUGAGAGGUUGCCCACAUGAUUACCUCUGCCUCUGAGCACCAUAUGUAUGCUGCAGCGCUCAACCCAAACACAGCCUCGGAGCCCCGGAGCAGAGUGACAAGCAGAAGUAAAGUGACAGAGGGGCCGAAAAACAAUGCAAUCUAUCACAUCUGAUCAGCUGAACCUGAAGGAAAUGUACAGAAAAGGCCACGAGGGGUGAUGCUGAAGGAUGCUGAAGUAGCUUUGAGAAAUCUGUGAAGAUAAUGUCUGUGUAAACAAAUGAAGGGUCAGUCCAGACAGAACACAAUGAGUUUUUUUGUCCCCUCUUCAAUUUCAUACAUUAGUAUCUGAUUAUGUAGAGUAAAGGGAGUUCUGCAUGGAUACUUACUGCAUGGUAGCCAGAGCCUUGCUUAUAUCAGAUUUGCUUUUAUCAAAGCUUGCUUCUUUUAUGGUUAUAAAGUCAGACAGUACCAGAACCUGGCAGUGAUGUUCUGUCAGUAGUGUGACAUAACUGAUUUAAGAGUGACAUACACUUACAGAUUGCAUGUGAAGGUAUUGUGCUGUCUGACUGUCCAAUCGAACGUCCAAAAAAACACCCAUAUACCAAAACCAGAACUAUGUUAAGGGUACAGUAUGCUGUCCUUCAGCUUUGUGAUUUUUUUUUUUAUUUCACUCCAUGAAGAUAAUAUUGUUGGCAGGGCCACAUUGUUUUGUCGUUUACCUUUUUUUUGACACCAUGUUUUCAAGUAAUGUAUUUGAUUUUUUAUUGUAAGGAUGUUUUAAACACUGGAGAUUGCGUGAUGAACAAUGCACUGAAGCACGACAGGCCAUUGUUGAUUUGUAGAGAUUAUUUUCUCAGGACUGGUUUUGCCUUUGGAUAUAUGUAUUUCUAUGGAACAUUACUGUGAACAUGUAGAUGUGUUGUUUUCUUAGUAACACUGAACUUCCUAGCAAAGUUUCGUUUAGCACAUUCUUUUCAUAAAGAUGCACUUUUCUGUGUCCAACUACUGUAGAUAUGCUGUUUUGCUGUUAACUGGGAAAUUUGGCAGUUGUUACAAGUAAGAGAAGUAAUUUUAAAACACAAACUAUCAUUUUUGUUUGUGUUUUAUUAAAAUGAAGAAUUUUUACAACUGAGGUAAUGCAAAUGCAGUGGAGGUGAUACGGUGUGGUUGAACAGAGUGGUAGUAAAUCUUUUAUUUUUCUUCCUUUCAUACAGAUUUUUUUCUGAUCGUGUAACAUGACUCAUGAUUCUGAACAUAUCAAUAUGCAUUUUUUCAGCAAGACAUACAUUUCUCUUGUCAAAGAUGCAACUGCAGGUCUACUAUCUACUGCACAGGCUGUUCAGUGUUGCACUGUGCCUGGCUUUUACUCUGUGGUUUCAUUAUAAACCAGUCAGUACUUCACAAUGUGUUAUCAACAGUGUUACUGCUGUAUUUGUUAUAGGUGUCCCUUUGUACGUCGAUUUGAGGUUGAAGACAGUAACUUCUUGCAUUUGGUCUAUGCAGUUGUCAGAGUUUUUAAGAGUCAAAAGCAUUUUUUACAUGAUGAAGUACCUUUUUGUCUUCGCCUAAUGUUUGGAGAAGGUUGAUAAUUUACUGUACUGUAAAAAUACAACAGCCAGAUUUCACUUCUACUGCUAUGCACCCUUAUCUUUCUGUACUGUAAAUGUUUCUAUACCCAGCACUCAUUCUGACGACUAAUUUAGGGAAAGUGUAGAUGAAUGUCACUAAUAAUUUUACGUCCACUUGUAAAAACAAAUAAAUCAUUUUGUAAUAAAACCUCA
Messenger RNA from Amphiprion ocellaris (clown anemonefish), 8989 nucleotides. It is a transcript of the gene macf1b, whose product is annotated as microtubule actin crosslinking factor 1b. Gene Ontology annotation, cellular component: hemidesmosome; intermediate filament; membrane. NCBI's taxonomy places the organism in Eukaryota, Metazoa, Chordata, Actinopteri, Pomacentridae. The transcript has 40 exons. The coding region runs from base 896 to 7246 and encodes 2116 amino acids. Gene Ontology annotation, biological process: hemidesmosome assembly; intermediate filament cytoskeleton organization; wound healing. The record is from RefSeq and is a predicted model, not a curated record. Gene Ontology annotation, molecular function: microtubule binding; structural molecule activity; calcium ion binding.